Lutzomyia longipalpis is the source of this 1827-nucleotide messenger RNA. RefSeq lists its product as uncharacterized. The coding region runs from base 159 to 1817 and encodes 552 amino acids. The transcript is spliced from 2 exons. NCBI's taxonomy places the organism in Eukaryota, Metazoa, Arthropoda, Insecta, Diptera, Psychodidae. The record is from RefSeq and is a predicted model, not a curated record.
CACAAACCCCUUACACCAUAUCACUAACGUAUUGCAUACAACGAGGAUUCUUUUGUGUUGAGUAAAAUCAAAAAUAUAAAGUUGAGUAAAAGAAACUCAAUUUUUCCGUAUUUUCCGUGAGUUUUUCGUCCAAAAGCAGCGUAAAAUAAAGCAAUUUAAUGGCUGGUGUUAAAGGUGAUAAAGCAGCUGUUGAGUACCUUAAAAAUUGGAGAAUACCCCGAGACUUUACACCAGAACAAAUUAUUGCCUCCAGAGAUGGAUUCUUCCUUCGUGAUGAAGAGAGGAUUAUCAAAUUCUCCGGGAAUAGGAACACAAAGGAACCACAGAUUACCUUCUUCGAGGAUCAAUGCAAUGGAUUUCUGGAGGAUGAAUUUCUUCCAUGCGCUUGUCUUCCCGGAACGAAUAUCUUGGGAGCUUCUACACGUCUCAAUGGUUGGAUAAUCUUCCACAAUCACGGCGAAGGAGAUUUUUCUCUCAACUUCUGCAGCAAAGAUGGAGAGAUUCAGCAAGAAGUAAAAUUGUGCGAUGUCUUCGAGGAGGAUUUUCUCCAGGAACUCUCAUUGGAUGAAUCUCACAUGCAAUGCAUUGAAUUUUCCCCGACAAAUAUGGACUUUCUGUGCAUGUUCCUCAACAUUGAUGCCAGCUCAGUGCUGAUUGGGAGGGAAAUUGUGCUCUUUAGCAUGGGAAGUGCACUGAAUGUGUUGAAGAGGAACCAGGAUGAUGAAUGGGAUGUCUCCAUGGUGAAAUCCUUUGCAGAGGAUAUCAAAUGUCUCUGGUAUUCUUCGCAUUUUGAUGCUAUCUUCACUAUUUCCGCCCUGGGAAUCGUUAAAGUUGCCUUCUUGGUGGGAAAUACCAUCAAGGAGGAAACCAUCUUUCUCACGCAGAAAUAUCUCAACAUUCCCAAGCUUCUCUCAUUGGACAAACUUUGCGGUAUUUCCUGGACAUUUGUUGAUAUUAUUGCAAUAUCAAGGAGUGAUGAUGACAAAUUUUCAUGUUCAUUAGAGAAAAUUUCCCUUCCUGGAGUCGUUGAUGUGAUUCAUCAUCCCAAAUGGAAUGAAUUCGUAGCAGUAACUGAAAAUAAAUUCAUCUAUGUGCUGCAGGAAAAAAGGGAACAACAGACACAGCAGAGAGUUCCUGAUUGGAGGAAAAAUCGUGAAAACUUCAAAGAGUACAUUUCAAAUCUCAUGGAGAGUAGCACGAAGAUUGUCAUGGAAGCCAAAGUGGAUAAUCACAUUCUCAACUGUUUGGGCUUUUUGAGGAAUUUCUUCGUGGCAACGCACGAAGUAACCAUCAAGGUGUCCCUGAGGCAAUCUCUGGGUGAGAAUGUUGAGAUUGAUGUCCAGCCGAGUGAAAAGAUAGCUCAAAUGGACUUUUCGCAAGACACUCAGUGGUCUCUGGCUGUGUUCAAUGCUACUUUUUGUCAACAAUUCGCCCUUAAAGCUAACCAUUCGGACACAUUUAGUUUUAUGCUGCCUGAAAAGCAACUAAUGGAAUCUCCAUUGAAGGUGGAUGUAUCAGUGGAAUUCUCACUGGAAGGGGAACACUUCCUGCUGACUUAUCCUCUUCGAAUUGUCUUCAGUGCUCAAGGAGCAUCCCCGGGGAAUCCUCUGGUGGAUUUCUACAGCAAAAUUGAGGCUCUCGCGGGGACAUCUGUUGCGGAGUACGCAUCCCAGUGGGCACAAGUUGAGCAGCUGAAUGAGAAGAAAUUGAGCACAUUAGCGCUGAAACUGCACCGAAUGAUUGUUGAGGGAGCAUCAGCAGUGCAGCAAGUGGAACAAAUGUAUGCGGAAUUGAGAACAAAAGAUGCGGGUUUGUAAAAAAUGAAAA